AUGGUGUCAAAUGUAGUGAGGGUGCGCAACGACUACGAAUUUCGGGUUUUUCUCCACCCUAUCUAUCAAAAUGAAGCUUUCUCUUCUUCCCCUUUCUCUACUACUCACUCUUUCUCCUUCUUUAUCUACUGCUUUCUCUCUUCCCCCUUUCUCUACUACUCACUCUUCCAAGAGGGUGAUUCAAGUAUUUCUCCUUCCCUAUCUCUCCAUUCAUUUCCUUCUGAAUUCUCUAUCCUUCCAACCUACAAAAACAACUUUUCUCGAAUUCCUCUUUCUCCUUCUCUCUCUGAAUUGGGUACAUUCAUUUUCUCCUUACCUCAGUCUUCCCUCUUUCUCCCUCUUCUCUACUGCUCACCCUACCAUUUUCUCCUUCUCUCUUUAUUGCUUUCUUUUUUUCUAUCUCUUUCUCUGUUACUCUCUCUUCCUUUUUUCCUUUUCUCCUUUCCUCUCUACUGCUUCAAAAUGAAGUACCCCCUACAAGAGGGUGAUUCUUUUUCUAAAAAACAACUCUUCCUCUUUGUCCUUCCUCUCUACUGCUUUCCCUAUCCCUCCCUCUUUCUCUACUACACACUCUUCCUCUUUGUCCGUCCUCUCUACUGCUUUCCCUAUUUCUUCUCCUUUCUCUACUACUCACUCUCCCUCUUUCUCCUUCCCUUUCUGUUACUUUCUCUCUUUCUCCCUCCUUCGCAACUAUUCACUCUUCCUCUUUCUUCUCUACUAUAUUUCCUCUUUCUCCCUCCUCCUAUACGACUCACUAUUCCUCUUUCUCCUUAUCUCUCUACUGCUUUCUCCCCUAAAAACCUUUUCUAUUGCUGGUAUCUACCUUCCAAGAGGGUGAUUUUUCCCCUUAGACCUCUUGUAUUGUUUACUCCCUUUCUUUCUCCUUAA
Molecule: messenger RNA, 888 nt
Organism: Acanthosepion pharaonis
Lineage: Eukaryota; Metazoa; Mollusca; Cephalopoda; Sepiida; Sepiidae
Source: the annotation of a GenBank genome assembly